UAGCCAUUAAUAUCAGAACCAUAAACAUUAUAGCUUUUGAUUCAUUUUGGCUCGUGAUCUUUAUCCUCAAUCAUCUCUACAGAUGCAGGCUUGAAAAAGAGACGCUUUUUGUUUUGUUUUUAGCCAUGGGCCAUGGCGUUUCAUGUCAGCUAACUAUUUGCUAUUUUGAAAGUUUUUAAAACACUGUUUAUUUUUUAGUUUUUUUUUCAAGAUUUUUUUCUUUUCUUUCAGCCUGAAUGGAUAUUUUGUUUGAGAUUGUUGACGUGGUGUUCUUCUUAGUGUUACUGAUAUGGGUUUUGGUUGACAUUGUGAGAGAAAGGAGAAAUGGUAGAUAUGGAGGAGUUGUUAGAGAAGGUGGUGGAGGUUUUGGUUUGGUUACUGUUCUUUUCAAUGCCGUAAUCUCAAUUUCCUAUCUGGGUUUUGGUGUUUAUGAAUAUUGGAAUAGGGGGAUUGUUAUUUGGAGAGCGGUCUUCUCAUGUAUAACUUGGGUUUUAGCCACUCUUGUGGCUUUGUAUUGUAAAAAUAGAAAUUGUUAUGAAGGCCAACCAUGGCCUCUGGUUCUCAUCUUUUGGUGGGUUUGUUACACCAUUCUUGACUUUCUUUCUGUAACCAUUUACAUUAUUUCCCACUUGAAAUCCAUAGAGCUUCUUCCACAUGUUCUUCCUCGUGCAAAUUUAGUGGAUAUGGCAUCGUUGCCUUUGUCAAUCUUCUUAUGUUUCAAUGCUGCCAGUUGUGUGAAUAGUCAUAGCAAUCUUAAACAUCCAUUGCUUGAGAAAGAAGAUGAAAACCCUUGUCCAGAUGGAGAUGGUGCUGCUGCUUAUUCUAAUGCUGGGAUUUGGAGCAAAGCUACUUUCCAAUGGCUGAAUCCACUUUUCAAAACGGGUCGAACUAAAAAGAUUGAGUUGUCUCAUAUUCCUUCUAUUUCAGAAUCAGAAAAGGCGGAGAAUGCUUCCAUGCUGCUAGAAGAGUCACUUCAGAAACAAAAAUUUGAAGACCCUUCUUUGCCCAAAGCCAUACUACGUGCUAUUUGGAACUCAUUAGCCAUAAAUGCCGUCUUUGCAGGACUAAAUACAGCAGCAUCCUAUACUGGUCCUUUUCUAAUAACACAUUUUGUGAACUAUUUGUUGGAGAAGCAUGAUGAUUCUAGCAUUCGUUACGGACUAAUUCUGGCUUUCAUCUUCUUCUUUGCAAAGACAAUGGAGUCAUUAACUCAAAGACAAUGGUAUUUUGGUGCUCAUCAAAUUGGUGUUAGAGUGAGAGCUGCACUUACAGUUCUUAUAUAUAAAAAGUCCAUAUCAAUCAAGUUCUCUGGUCCAAGCAAUGGCAAGAUUGUAAAUUUAAUCAAUGUUGAUGUAGAAAGAAUUGGAGACUGCUGCUGGUACAUCCAUGGAUUUUGGUUGCUUCCACUUCAGGUCUUCUUGGCACUAGUCAUCCUUUACUGGAAUCUUGGUGCUGCUCCCUCGGCUGCUGCUCUUCUAGCCACAGUUAUGGUUAUGGUAUGCAAUACCCCUUUGGCCAAUAUGCAAGAAAGUCUUCAUUCUAAGAUAAUGGAAGCUAAGGAUUCUAGAAUCAAGGUGACUUCAGAGACCUUAAAGAGCAUGAGAGUUUUAAAACUGCACUCAUGGGAACCAACAUUCUUGAAGAAAAUCCUUGUGCUUAGGAAAAAUGAGAGAAGUUGGCUUAAGAGGUACCUCUAUACCUGCUCAGCAGUGGCUUUUCUCUUCUGGGCUUCACCAACUUUAGUUUCUGUUGUGACUUUUAGUGUUUGUAUUGCUUUAAACAUACCAUUAACUGCUGGUAAAGUUCUCUCAGCCUUGGCUACAUUUAGGAUUCUACAAGAACCUAUCUACAAUCUACCUGAGUUCAUUUCCAUGGUGGCUCAAACAAAGGUAUCUCUAGAUCGAAUUUUUGAGUUCAUAAGAGAAGAUUGUAAGAAUCAGCCUACAACUAAUCAACCUUCAAAUGCAACAAAUGUUGUAAUAGAGAUUGAGAAAGGAGAUUACACUUGGGAAACAGGUGAGCAAAUUUCAAGGAAACCCACCAUCAAAAUUACAGAUAAAUUGAAGUUAAUGAAAGGGUGGAAGGUUGCUGUUUGUGGAUCAGUUGGGUCUGGAAAAUCAAGCCUGCUUUGCAGCAUGCUUGGUGAGAUUCCUAAGAUAUCUGGGCCAGGCUUCAAGGUUCAUGGUUCCAAAGCAUUUGUUCCCCAGAGUGCCUGGAUUCAAACAGGCACCAUAAGAGAGAAUAUUUUGUUUGGCAAGAAAAUGGAUAAGGAUUAUUAUGAGCAUGUUCUGGAAGCUUGUGCUUUGGACCGUGAUAUCAAGAUGUGGGCAGGAGGUGAUUUAACUGUUGUUGGAGAAAGAGGGAUAAACAUGAGUGGAGGACAAAAGCAAAGAAUUCAACUGGCAAGAGCUGUCUAUAGUGAUUCAGAUGUUUAUUUACUGGAUGAUCCUUUUAGUGCUGUUGAUGCACAUACAGGAACCCAUCUGUUCAAGAAAUGUCUCUUGCAACUCUUGUCUCAGAAGACUGUAGUUUAUGCUACACACCAGUUGGAAUUUCUAGAAGCAGCAGACCUUGUCUUGGUGAUGAAAGAUGGUAGAAUUGCUCAGUCAGGAAGGUAUCAAGAUCUGAUUGUUGAUCUCAGUGGUGAACUCAUUAGUCAAAUGGCUGCUCAUAGAAAGUCAUUGACACAUGUUAACACAUGUAAACAAGAAGAUUCCUCCACCAGAAGACCAAGUAGAAAGAAUCAGAUAGAAGUUGUGGAAGACUGGUUCAGAGAGCCCUUAGCAGAUAACAGCCCUCUGGAGAAAAGCCACAAGGAAGAAUCAGAAACUGGUAGAGUGAAGUGGAGCGUUUACUCAACCUUUGUUACUUCUGCUUAUAAAGGGGCCCUUGUUCCAGUUAUCCUUCUCUGUCAAGUCCUCUUUCAGGGUCUCCAAAUGGGGAGUAAUUACUGGCUUGCUUGGGCCACUGAGAAAGAAGGCAGAGUCACUAACAAGAAGUUGAUUGGGAUAUUUGUAUUACUGUCUGGUGGGAGCUCCAUUUUCAUUUUGGGAAGGGCAGUUUUUCUGGCAACUAUUGCCAUUGAGACUGCUCAGCGUCUAUUCCAUGGAAUGAUUACAUCAAUUUUCCGAGCUCCCAUUUCAUUUUUUGAUUCCACACCUUCAAGUAGAAUCCUUAACAGGUCUUCUACAGAUCAAAGCACAGUUGACACAGACAUUCCAUACAGACUAGCAGGAUUGGCCUUUGCACUAAUCCAGCUAUUGAGUAUAAUUGUCCUCAUGUCCCAGGUUGCCUGGCAAGUCUUCCUUCUUUUCGUGAUUGUGCUUGGAAUCUCCAUAUGGUAUCAGGCAUAUUACAUUACCACUGCCAGGGAACUAGCCAGAAUGGUUGGAAUUCGAAAGGGUCCAGUUUUGCAUCACUUCUCUGAAUCAAUUUCAGGGGCGGCAACAAUUCGUUGCUUUAAUCAGGAAGACCGCUUUGUGAUGAAAAGCAUGAGCCUUGUAGACGACUUUUCUCGAGUGGCCUUUCACAACUCUGCCACAAUGGAAUGGCUUUCGGUUCGGAUAAAUUUUCUCUUCAACCUAGUAUUCUUUCUUGUUCUGACCAUCCUGGUGACCCUGCCUAGAUCAGCCAUUGACCCAAGUUUGGCAGGCUUAGCAGCCACCUAUGGUUUGAACCUGAAUGUUCUUCAGGCUUGGGUGAUUUGGAACUUAUGCAAUGUUGAGAACAAAAUGAUAUCAGUGGAGAGAAUUCUUCAGUUCACUAAUAUACCAAGUGAGGCACCGUUAAUAAUUGAAGAAUGUAGGCCAAAACCUGAGUGGCCAACAAAAGGAAGAAUUGAACUUGAGAACCUUCAAGUGAAGUAUAGUCCUUCUCUGCCAGCAGUCCUCAAAGGGAUAACUUGUACUUUCCCUGGAAAUAAGAAAAUUGGAGUUGUGGGUCGGACAGGGAGCGGGAAAUCAACUUUAAUACAAGCUCUAUUUAGAGUAGUGGAGCCCUCAGGUGGAAGGAUUCUUAUUGAUGGAAUUGAUAUUGGUAAGAUUGGACUUCAGGAUUUAAGGUCAAGAUUAGGAAUCAUUCCACAAGAUCCAACUCUUUUUCAAGGAACCAUGAGGACUAAUUUGGACACUUUGCAAGAGCAUUCAGAUCAAGAUAUCUGGGAGGUUCUGAACAAGUGUAGGCUAGCUGAUAUAGUAAGACAGGAUCAAAGGCUUCUUGAAGCACCUGUGGCUGAAGAUGGCGAAAAUUGGAGUGUUGGACAAAGGCAACUUGUUUGCCUAGCUAGGGUGCUCCUCAAGAGGAGGAGAAUUCUUGUGUUAGAUGAGGCUACAGCCUCUAUAGAUACAGCAACGGAUAACGUGAUUCAAGAAACAAUAAGAGAAGAAACAAAUGGAUGCACAGUCAUCACUGUGGCUCAUCGAAUUCCCACUGUUAUUGAUAAUGACUUAGUUCUGGUUCUUGAUGAUGGAAAAGUGAUUGAGUACGACUCGCCAACUCGGUUGCUUGAGGAUAGUUCUUCUUCAUUCUCAAAAUUGGUAGCUGAAUUCUUAAGAAGAUCGGAUACAAGAAGCUGCCACCAAGAUCUAUCUUGACUACUUCUAGUAGAGAACAAGGCAUGAACAACUCUCUAUUCUUCCAUCCUAGACUGAAUUUCGAUAUCUUGUACAUGGUGAUAGUCUUCCAUCAACUUCUCUCACACUCUAACAUGAUAACAACAUAGAUUUUAGCAACUAGAAAACUUAGUUUAGGAAUGAAUGGCUCUGAGAUAUAUAAUUCAAAAUUGUAAUUUUUCACUUUAGUAGCAUUGAAGAGCAAUAAUGCUGAAAUAAUAAUUGCAUGUAUUUUUUUU
Messenger RNA from Humulus lupulus (European hop), 4849 nucleotides. RefSeq names its product putative ABC transporter C family member 15. The record is from RefSeq and is a predicted model, not a curated record. The transcript has 10 exons. Gene Ontology annotation, biological process: transmembrane transport. Gene Ontology annotation, cellular component: plant-type vacuole; vacuolar membrane. Lineage: Eukaryota; Viridiplantae; Streptophyta; Magnoliopsida; Rosales; Cannabaceae. Bases 237 to 4592 code for a protein of 1451 amino acids. Gene Ontology annotation, molecular function: ATP binding; ABC-type transporter activity; ATP hydrolysis activity.